This is a messenger RNA of Polyodon spathula (Mississippi paddlefish), 2633 nucleotides long. RefSeq names its product phosphatidylinositol 4-kinase beta. Lineage: Eukaryota; Metazoa; Chordata; Actinopteri; Acipenseriformes; Polyodontidae. The transcript is spliced from 5 exons. The annotation marks the transcript as partial. Gene Ontology annotation, biological process: phosphatidylinositol-mediated signaling; phosphatidylinositol phosphate biosynthetic process. The record is from RefSeq and is a predicted model, not a curated record. Gene Ontology annotation, molecular function: 1-phosphatidylinositol 4-kinase activity. Gene Ontology annotation, cellular component: cytoplasm; membrane.
UCUCUGUUUCUUCUGAGCAGCCGGAUCAGGGAGGGCUCCCCCUAUGGACACAUCCCGAACUGGCGCCUCCUGUCCGUCAUUGUGAAGUGUGGCGACGACCUGCGACAGGAGCUGCUGGCCUUCCAAGUGCUGAAGCAGCUGCUGUCUAUCUGGGAGCAGGAGCGGGUGCCCCUCUGGAUCAAGCCCUAUAAGAUCUUGGUGAUCUCAUCGGACAGUGGGAUGAUCGAGCCAGUGGUGAACGCUGUGUCGAUCCACCAGGUGAAGAAGCAGUCCCAGCUCUCCCUGCUCGACUACUUCCUGCAGGAACACGGCAACUACACCACUGAGGCCUUCCUCACAGCGCAGAGGAACUUCGUGCAGAGCUGCGCUGGCUACUGCCUCAUCUGCUACCUGCUGCAGGUCAAAGACAGGCACAACGGCAAUAUCCUGCUGGACUCAGAGGGCCACAUCAUACACAUAGACUUUGGCUUCAUCCUCUCCAGCUCUCCACGCAACCUGGGCUUCGAGACCUCCGCCUUCAAACUGACUAGCGAAUUUGUGGACGUGAUGGGUGGUCUGGAUGGAGACAUGUUUAACUACUAUAAGAUGCUGAUGCUGCAAGGACUCAUCGCGGCACGCAAACACAUGGAGAAAGUGGUGCAGAUUGUGGAAAUCAUGCAGCAAGGCUCCCACCUGCCCUGCUUCCACGGCUCCAGCACUGUCCGGAACCUGAAGGAGCGUUUCCACAUGAACCUGCCGGAGGAACAGCUGCAGGUCCUGGUGGAGCAAAUGGUGGACGGCAGCAUGCGCUCCAUCACCACCAAACUGUACGAUGGCUUCCAGUACCUGACCAACGGGAUCAUGUGAGCCCCCCCAUCCCCCGCGCCCCCCCCCCCCCAUCACCAAACUGUACAGCGGCUUCCAGUACCUGACCAACGGGAUCAUGUGAGCCCCCCCCCUCCGCCCCUCCGCCAAGCAGCCCCCUGAACGAGAAGCCUUGUGCUUGUAUCCCAGGACCGUGGCUGGUUUCACAGGCCUGAUUUAACGCUGAGUGGGUUGUGAAACCAGCCCUUGUAAAAGGACAAGGAUCUGAUUUGAUGGGGAUUUUGCUUCGAAAUGUGUGUUUGCAAACACAAGGCAGUUCCAUUAAAUGUGGAGGAACGUCCAUAGGAACUGGAUGUACGCACAGGAAUACAUGCAUUGAUUGAGUAGGGGGCGAUUGUUGCUUGUUUUGACCACUCAGACCACUAGCUUGCUGGAUUCACAUUGUAUCUUAAUGUAUGUCCUUGAAUAGUCAGGCAGCUCCUGUUUAUAGCCAUGCUAUAGAUCAUGUUUUUUCAUUGUAUUUACUGGCCUCUUUGCAAUUGUAUGAUGUUUGCAGUCUGUGAUUCUCACUGUACUUGCAUAUUAUGGGUUUGUUUGGAAGUCUGAUAAGUUGCUUUGAGUUCAGGAGCUGCUCUGCAGUUUUAGCUGCCCCCAGUUGACAUGUAUAAUGUCUUUUAUAUUAGUAAGCGCCAUCUAGUGCACAGCUGUGUAUUUCCAGUAAUGCACAAUCUCAAUCUGAAGUGUGUGCUCACUGGAUGGGCUAUGGUACAGGAACUGGUACUGAAGAGCAGCUCCUGAACUCGGCUUAAAGCAAAAACUGCAAUAAGAACCAGUCCAGAUAUUAGCAAGUAACAAAGUCAAAGGGAGCAGUUUGCUUCACAGGAAGGUAAAUCACAUCUUGGGGGUAAAUUCUUUGGAGCAUGUUUUGUACUUUUCAGUAUUAAGGUCGUGGCUCAUGGCUCUAGGAGGACAGGUUUGUUCUUUGGCUGGCCUAGUUUUCAGUGCUGUUCAGGGAAGGCAUUUAGUGAGCAAGGGCUCUGUCCUGGGGGUGAGAGGGCAGCAAGGGCUCCGUCUGGGGGUGAGAGGGCAGCAAGGGCUCCGUCUGGGGGUGAGAGGAGCACAAUCCCCCUCUUCUUUGUAUAUACUCAUAUGUUUGAAUACAGCAAACAUCCCCACACCUGACUCUGCAGAAGCAAUGCUGCAGCAGCAGCUCCACUUCCCAAUAACACGAGAACCGAGAUCUCCAACGAGUGGAAUCACACAACGGGACGGGGCGAUUCCUCCAGGGGGCUGGAGACCAGGACCUCUUUAACAGACACUAAGACACUCUGAUUUGCUGAAGACUUAAGUGUUUCUUUUAUAUUUUAGUGGAGCUGAACCUUUCAAAAAGGAUUAACUGCUGGUUUUAAGUGACGGCCGACUAUAGAUUGGGGAGGGGGGGACCCUACCGAGUAGCUGCAAGCUGCCGCAGUGUGGACAUCGGAACUUGAUUUGGAGGUGUGGUUCUUAUUUUUUUUUUUUAAAGGAGGGGGGAGAAGUCAACCCAGUGCCCUGAAAAAAGGGCUUCAAUGGGAUCAUUCAACCACAACCCACCCCCCUUCCUACAGACCCAGCAUUAGAACUCCUCUUCUGUACCCCUUCAGUGUUUGUUUGUUUUUACCCCUCUUGUAGAAACUACACAGGAGAAGACAAUGUGAUUUUCUUUUUGUUCCACUUCACCUUUGGAUUUGUUUUAAGUGUUUGUGCAAGGACCAGCCCAGGAUCAUGUGACUGAGGACCUCCCUUUAACUUGUGAAUGUUUCUUUGUAUAAUAAAUUAAACUACUUGUC